UCCUUACCUUCGUAUCCGUGCUUUGAGCUUUCUUAGAGAUUUAUAAGAUAGUUGAGAUAGUUUGAACUAAAUAAAAUGGCUAUUGAAAAUAAAGAAUAAUAUUUCUUUGCAAAUAUUACGUGUAAUCUCUAUUAGUGAUGAUCAGCACGAUUGGCAACUUAUGAAACCAAUGUGUAGCGAAAUACCCUAGAAUUACAAUGGGUUGAAAAAGUUACUGUGUGCAGCGAUUACCUGUUCACUACAUAUAUUCAUAAUAUUGUUUACUUUCCAACAACAACACACCUUCAAAUUGUUUAAGAUGGAGUUAGAUGUUUCGCCAGUUGAAAGUAUGGAUUUGGAGUAUUCGGAAAAUUCGUCUGAUAAUAAGUAUUUGACUUGCAAUAAUAAUGAGCAAUAUACUGUUAUUCGCAUUCCACAGGACAGUGAAAAACCCAGUAAACAUUCCUCUAAAAAGCAGUCUAAACGAAGAAAGAAAAGUUCCAAUCACUCUAGACCUUUACCUAGAAUUAUAGUGAAACCUUUACCCCCACCUCCACCCACUGAAAAUCGAGAAUGGAUGGCAGCAUCAUGUGUAGAAUCGAACUCUUCAAAUAAGCCAUCAACUAUGCGAGAAGUAUUAGCGAGUAUACCAGGUUUUUGCCUUAAACCCAGAAAAAGAAGUAGUAAAAAACUGUCAACAGCUGCUCAGUUACAGCAAACUAGGGAAGGGUUUAUAGAUUUAGAAACUCCAGACUCUAUACUUGUAAAUACCAACAUUAGAGCAUUAUUAAAUAAACACACAUUUUCUCUGCUACCCCCUCUGUAUCAAACUAAACUUGGACAGUUGCUUCCUAGUGUAGAUAGAAUAAGUUCUUCAGGUCGUCUAAGUUCAUCUAGUCUUAAUAAUGAAUUUUUUGCUCGUGCUUGCUUGGAAUGGCAAGAAAGUUUGUCAGGAGGAGAAUUUACUCCAGAAAAUCAACAAAAAAUGAAGACUGAAGCAGAAAGAGAAAAAUCUAAAAUUGAUCCAUGGAAAAUAAAACAUUUUGAACCAUUUUGGGGUGAAAAGUCUAGAAAAGAAAAAUCUACAGUUAAUAUGAAUUCGGAGAGACCAUCUCUGAAAACCACAAUAAAACUAAGACCUACUGCUUCAAUCACCAGUAGUAGUACAGUACCAAAAGUAAAAAAAAGUAAAUCUUCUAGCAAUAGUAAGAGAAUGCGUUCUGUUGGAGCUGUUACACGGUCAUCUGCUAAGGCAGAGGAAAAUGAAGAUGAAUGCAAUGUGCCUAUUAAUAAUAAGCCUGUAGCUCCGGUACCUGACUUGCUGCCACUUAAAUCUACUAAAAGUCAUACUCAAAGUUAUGAGGAGUGCCAAAUUGAUUUUAAUUUCUCAGAUUCAUCAGUAGCAAGAACUGAGGACACUGUUUCUACAACUCCAAUUGACCCACUCCUUAUACCUGAUAGUGAUAGUGUUUCUGAAAUGAAGCAAGAUUUAGAUAUGACUGUAGUAAAAAUAGAAGAAACAUCUAAGGACUUUGAAGAAGAAAAAUGUGGUGAUUCCAAUGUGUCCAACAGCAACAAAAGGUUAAGUAGUAAUGAUGAUGAAUAUCAAUUCUCUAAAAGAUUGAAAUUUGAAGAUGAUUUUAAAGUAUCCCAAAAACAGAGUGAUAAUACUAAUACUUUUCCAAAUGAUUUUCUUAAAGGGGAUAAAAGUUUUAGCAAUGAAUAUGCUAACUUAACAUUUUCAAAUAAAUUAAAGUUCAAUGUUAAAGUCACAGAUGCUCCAUUUCUUUCACAUCCCUUGCCAAGUACAGAUAACACUGGCUCAGAUAUUGACAUUAAUGAGAAUGGUGACGUAAUGUGUACUAGUGAUGACAAUGUUUAUCCUGAUCAAGAAACUGGGGACACCAAUAGUGAAGAUAGUAAAGCUACAAUAUCUGCUUAUGACUUUGAUGAACAAAGUGUAUCCUCUAUGUCUAGUAUAAAAAUUGAGGCCCACUUGGACACUAUUGUAAGUGAGCAAAAUGAAGAAAAACUAAAUUUUAAUACAGUUACUGACCAUGAGAAUAGUGAAAGGAUUGAAAAAGACAAUUUAAAGGACUCUAGUGAUAAUAAUGAAGAUGUUUGUGUACCUGAAACUAACGAAACAACAACAACAGUGCAUGGUUAUAAUCCAUCUUUAGAUACAGACACUAAUUGUUCCUCAGAAGGAAAAGAUAUCGUGGAGAAGGAAUUAUAUAAGAUAGAGCUAAUAAAAGAUAUUGAGAAUAAGAGUCCUAAAGAUGAACACCUAGAAAUAUCUCAUGUAAAUAUGGAUGGAACGGAAGGAAAAUCUCUAGAAAAAUGUAAAGAUAUACAAGAUGCUCCAAAUUAUUAUGAUGAACAUUUUAAGGAUGCAGAGUCAUUCAUAAUGGAGACUGGUGGGCUACCUAUUAUUGCUUCUCAAAAUGAAGAUGCCAAGUAUAGUCAGUCUAAUUUUAUGGAACUGACUUCAUAUAUGAAUGAAUCAAAUGUAACAGCAGUAGUAACAAUGCCAAUUACACAAACAACAUCUUUACCAAUGAUGGAAGUUACAAACACAUCUAUGGUAUCAUAUCCGGAUGACCUACAAGAUCCAGCAAAACCUAAGAGUUCUGCUAUAUUAUGGAAGUCAGAAAAUGAGUGGGUGAAUAAUGAAAAUAUUAUAACACUACAUAACUUCUCUACUAUCAACAAUGACAGUGCUAAGUAUGUGAGUGAGGAUUCUAAGACUAGCAUUGAAGAUGUUCAUAUAAAUGACGAGAAUUGUAUGUACAAAGAGGAAAGAGACGCAAAUUUCAACAUGGAAUCGUCAAACUCAUCAGAAAGCUGCCAGUCAAUGAAGGAGGUGGCCUUAAAGGAUAAUGAAUCGGCUCCUAGUGUAGUGUCGAGUACGACAGUGGCUAAUCAAUCCCUCAAUUCAACUACUGUCACUCAUUCCGUGAGAUCUGGCAAGAAAACGAAGUUAGGAAAAGAAUCUAACAGAAGCCGUAGUUCUAAUAAAGUUCCACCGGGUGCUGUGAAUCUAGAACGGAGUUACCAAAUCUGCCAAGCCGUGAUUCAGAAUAGCCCAAACCGAGAUGCUCUAAGGAGUCAGCUCAGGCCUCCACCGGCGCUCCUUACAAGGCCUAAUCGACAGCCUAGGCCUCCGCCCCCGGUUCUUGUGAGACAGGUCUCCAAUGCUGUCAUACAGCAUAAUGAGAUAAAUGAGAAUCGACCUAACAAUAUGGGCCAGUACAUUCUAGUUCAAAGGACACCAAACGUUGCACCUCGAGCCUCGAGUGCUCCUCCCACUAAUCAAAAUAGCAAUAUUAAUGUUACUCGAUGUAGAAGCGUAGGCGCAGAAGAUUCGUGUGUAUGCAACCUACGGGCUAUGAUCCUAUGUAAGAAGUGUGGUGCCUUCUGUCAUGACGACUGUAUUGGAUCGGCAGAACUCUGCCUCACAUGUCUGAUACGUUGACCAUAAAAUAAGGGUUAUUCUUACCUUGGUUUCCAUAGCGACGUUGUCAAAAUUUGUUUUUGGUGACAGACAUAGCUGUUAAAAGCGAUAUCUUUCGCUUAAACUUUUCGAUAGUUUUGUCAAGUAUUCAUAUAAAUAAACUAUACUAUAUAUAAUCGUGAGUUACACGUUUUCCAAAUGGUUUAGUUUACUAUAUGAAUUUCGAAAAUGAUAUAUGUAAAUUAGUGUUGUGAAAUGUUUUUAGUUACAAAUACGCUCAGAAUGCGCUGCUGAAAUUUUCCAUUUUUUAUUUGUUUAUAAGUCCUUGCCCAGCGAGCGUUUACUACUUAUAACUCAUUUUCAAUGAAAAUAUUACAAAAUUCAUCAUAUAAAAAACAAUAGAUAUUAUUCUGAAUGAUUAACAGAUUUUAUCCAAUUAUUUUUUUCUGAAGUGUUGGCAGAAAGAUGUCGCUUUUGACAAAUUAUUCAGGUUUUAAAAGUUCAAAAAUUAUAUGAUUCAGAACACUAUUCGUAACUGCGACGUAUCGUAGAUUUAAAUCUAUGAACAAAUGCGUUUUAUGAAUCAACAAUUCGUUACAAUUACGACUAGAAUUCUUCAUAUUGAAUCUGCUCGAGUUUUAUUAAUUUCGUCUUAGUGCAGGUAUUUUGAUUUGUUAAAAAACAUGGACUAUAGCCGUGUUUGUUACCAUGGUAACGAUGUAACCCGUAAGAAAUCGUGACUAGGGUCUCUCUUUAGUCCAAAUUUUACAAUCGAUCGCUUGAUAUCUAAAUUACUGUAUUUAUGAGCUAUUUUCCAAAAACUUUGGAUAAUCGAAAAAUCUGCUUUUUUGAUGACUGCGUGUGUCUGUCCAGGGAGUGCUCUCUAAAUUUGUGUUGACGAGUGCGUAUUUCUAUCGUUAUAGAUAUCUGCUUUAUUUUUAUACUCAUAGUCUGUGGAAGAGAACUGGCGUGUCGGUUAUGCGAACUAAUAAAAUUCUUAAUUACGCAUCAUUUUAUUUAUUCACAAAAAGUUGAUAGUAAAUACAUAGGUAUUCAGUAUCAAGAUUAUUACUGUUGAACUAUAACAAGCUAAGUGUUGCCAGUGUUGCAAGCACUCUUAGUACCUCAACGAGGAUGCUUCUCUUUCCGUACAGACCCGCCCUAAGGAGAGCCUUAUGCCAUACAUAAAUAGGUAUGAUUAAGGAACAUUGGUCUGUAUUGCAAAGCCAAAUGAAAAAGUGGUUGUAUGAAUGGUGGUGCUAUGAAUGACCGAAUAAACAAUCCUUUUCGAGUAUAAAAUAAUUUGUCAAAACAUUCAAUCCAAUUAAUGGAUUCAUAAUAAAAAAUCAGACACGAGGUUUCUUUUAUUAAAGGAACGAGUUCUGUCUUUGAGACAGAUUAAUUAUAUUUAUCGUUUAGUAUAGCUGUGCCGUGAUUUGAAUGCAAUAGAGAUUUUGGGCUAUAGAAUGUUGAGUGCGACUUGAAAAUAUAUAUUUAUACAUUUGGUAUACCUAUCUGUCUUGUGGAUGUACCACAAUACAAUAUGAAU
Pieris brassicae (large cabbage white) is the source of this 4982-nucleotide messenger RNA. RefSeq names its product polycomb protein Asx (gene Asx). The transcript has 7 exons. The coding region runs from base 299 to 3454 and encodes 1051 amino acids. The record is from RefSeq and is a predicted model, not a curated record. Gene Ontology annotation, molecular function: chromatin binding; DNA binding. NCBI's taxonomy places the organism in Eukaryota, Metazoa, Arthropoda, Insecta, Lepidoptera, Pieridae. Gene Ontology annotation, cellular component: PR-DUB complex. Gene Ontology annotation, biological process: animal organ morphogenesis; positive regulation of transcription by RNA polymerase II.